This is a messenger RNA of Striga asiatica, 441 nucleotides long. The record is from the annotation of a GenBank genome assembly. Lineage: Eukaryota; Viridiplantae; Streptophyta; Magnoliopsida; Lamiales; Orobanchaceae.
AUGGGGAAUUGCCAGGCUGUAGAUGCGGCGGCAUUAGUGAUACAACACCCGAGCGGCAAGCAAGAGAUGAUGUAUUGGCCGAUAACGGCUAGUGAGGUCAUGAAAACGAACCCGGGUCACUAUGUAUCCCUCAUAAUCCCCUUGUCGGUUUUCGGUGAGGAUUUAAAUCAGAACAAGAAUGUUCGGUACACUCGUGUCAAGCUCCUCCGGCCAAACGAUACUCUUGUCAUGAACGUACUUAAAGCCAAGAAGCAUGCAAAGACGAAGAAAAAAGAAUCGGAAAUAGGCGAAAACUUGCCGAUAAGACACGAAAAGCAGAGCACCGGUUCUCGGGCAGCAAAGAAGGACAAUGCGGUAAUUUUCCAGUCUUACGUCAUUUUGCAUUCAAGACAAAAUCAUGGCGGCCAUCUUUACAGAGCAUCUCAGAGUCUGGAAGCUGAU